Molecule: messenger RNA, 987 nt
Organism: Trichoderma asperellum CBS 433.97
Lineage: Eukaryota; Fungi; Ascomycota; Sordariomycetes; Hypocreales; Hypocreaceae
Biological process (GO): nucleoside metabolic process
Molecular function (GO): catalytic activity
Source: RefSeq, a predicted model, not a curated record
AUGUCCAAAGCAAUCUCUAUCCCACAUAGUCGCGAUGACUAUACUGUUGGGUGGGUAUGUGCGCUGCCAACAGAGCUUACAGCUGCGAUAUACAUGCUCGAUGAGAGACACUCAGACCUCAAACAGCCAAGGGGUGACUCCAAUGCUUAUAUUCUUGGAAAGAUGGGUGAACACAAUGUUGUCAUUGCGGGCCUGCCAAAGGGAGUAACCGGCAAUACUAGUUCUGCAACAGUGGCGGCCAGGAUGAUAUCUAGCUUUCCAAACAUCAGAGUAGGGCUAAUGGUGGGCAUUGGUAGUGGUGUCCCCCAGAAGGUCCGGCUUGGAGAUGUGGUCAUCAGCGCUCCUGUUGAAGAUCGACCUGGGGUGAUCCAAUGGGAUAUGGGCAGAGCAGAAGACAAGGGUUUCAUUCAGACGGGAUUCUUGAAUCCUCCUGCAAAGCUACUCUUAAGCGCCCUGGCCAAGUUUGAGGCCGAACAGAUAAAGGUCCAUGCCAGUAUGAUGGAAUAUUUAGUCAAGCAAGUGCCCAAAGAUUACUUCAAGUCACCACAGCCGAAGGAUAUUGCCUAUGAAUCAACAUAUCAGCAUGUAGGCGGAAAUGACUGCUGCCAAUGCGACGACAAUAUGGCAAUGAAGAGAGAUUCGGGAGAGCGCCAUGGGUUACAUUAUGGGCUUGUGGCAUCAGGCAAUCAAGUGAUUAAGAGUGCUGAGCAGCGUGAUAAGCUCUAUCGCCAAUUUGACGAAAAUAUCCUGUGCAUUGAGACAGAAGCAGCCGGACUUAUGAACGACUUUCCUUGCAUCGUUAUUCGAGGCAUCAGCGAUUAUGCAGACUCACAUACAAAUGUGGCAUGGCAAGAAUACGCUGCCGCCGCGGCAGCAGCUUGCGCAAAGACAUUCCUCGAUGUCGUACCUGUGAGCGAGGUUGAUAAAUUGGAAGCUGUGAAAAGUAAAUAUAUGUUUGGUAUAAUACACAAAAGUCUACACGGCUAA